AUAUUUUUUUUCCUGGAGAAAUCAAUAAUAAGAAUUGUCUUAUCGUACGGUUAAAGCCAUAAGAAAAUCCUACUAUAGACAGUUCGAUAGUUAACUAACGUAAUAUAAAAGCAUGCUGAUCAUCUCAGUUUGGGGAUAAUCUUCGAUUAAUCCUCCGUUCGAAGCCAUUUAAGCUCGAUGGAUUGGAGGUUUCGCGGAUUUGAAUCACCGCAGAACGUAUAAAAAGUCCAACGAUACGAAAUAAAAUAAAGUGAGAGAUUGAUAGAUCGCAAAAUGUAUAACGGAAGUUUUCAUUGGGAGGCGAGAAUUCUGCCAGCAGGACCACCACGGUUACUGGGAUGGAACGUUCCUGCUGAAGAAUUGGUCCAUAUACCGGAACAUUGGCUGGUCUAUCCCGAGCCCAAUCCCUCCCUUCAUUAUCUGCUAGCUAUUGUGUAUAUUCUUUUCACUUUCGUGGCACUAUUCGGAAAUGGACUAGUUAUAUGGAUAUUCUGCUCAGCUAAAUCGCUGAGAACUCCCUCCAAUUUGUUCGUGGUGAACCUGGCAUUUUGUGAUUUCAUGAUGAUGCUGAAAGCACCGAUAUUUAUAUAUAAUUCCUUCCACACCGGAUUUGCUACGGGUCAUUUGGGAUGUCAGAUAUUUGCUUGUAUGGGAUCGCUCAGUGGAAUUGGAGCUGGCAUGACGAAUGCCGCUAUUGCAUAUGAUAGAUAUAGUACUAUAGCUCGACCACUCGACGGGAAAUUGUCACGCGGCCAAGUGUUGCUCCUUAUCAUGCUUAUUUGGACGUACACGAUUCCUUGGGCCUUGAUGCCACUGAUGCAAGUUUGGGGUCGUUUUGUACCUGAAGGCUUUUUGACGAGCUGCUCUUUCGAUUAUUUGACAGAUUCGCAAGAGAUACGAUACUUCGUGGCCACAAUAUUUACCUUUUCCUAUUGUGUACCAAUGUUGCUCAUCAUAUAUUAUUAUAGUCAAAUCGUCGGCCACGUUGUCAGUCACGAGAAAGCUCUGCGUGAACAAGCGAAGAAAAUGAACGUUGAAAGUCUGAGAAGCAACGUAAAUACGAAUGCUCAAAGCGCGGAAAUACGUAUAGCCAAGGCUGCGAUUACAAUCUGCUUUCUUUUCGUCCUCUCGUGGACUCCAUACGGUGCUCUCGCGAUGAUUGGUGCUUUCGGGAAUAGAGCAUUAUUAACUCCAGGUAUUACGAUGAUACCGGCAUGCGCAUGUAAAUUUGUGGCUUGUUUGGAUCCGUACGUGUACGCCAUAAGCCAUCCUAGAUACAGGCUGGAACUGCAAAAACGAUUACCGUGGUUAGAACUUCAAGAAAAGCCAGUUGCGGAUACCCAGAGCACUACGACUGAAAUGGUGAAUACACCCGCAUCCUAAAUCUUAGUCAAGAAAAUUAUGACAUUGUUGCUAUAGCAUUGAUGACAAAAAAAUAUAAGUUUUGGCAUCGACAGAUGAUAUAAAUUUGGUAAGCGCAAUAUUUAUAAUGGCUAUUGCAACUAUUUCACAUUAUAUACGGGUGAUGAAUAUAUCUGUUAAAAUGAUGUGACAUUUAUCCCUAUAACAACAAAACAUAGUAUGAAAUGUAUAGAAAACAUAGUAUUAAUCAUGUGUAAUCAAACAAUGCAAUAAAUACUUCUAAUAUAUG
Camponotus floridanus (Florida carpenter ant) is the source of this 1651-nucleotide messenger RNA. RefSeq names its product opsin, ultraviolet-sensitive (gene Uvop). Gene Ontology annotation, cellular component: membrane. The record is from RefSeq and is a predicted model, not a curated record. Gene Ontology annotation, molecular function: G protein-coupled receptor activity. Gene Ontology annotation, biological process: G protein-coupled receptor signaling pathway; visual perception. The transcript is spliced from 5 exons. Bases 274 to 1383 code for a protein of 369 amino acids. NCBI's taxonomy places the organism in Eukaryota, Metazoa, Arthropoda, Insecta, Hymenoptera, Formicidae.